AUGCGCUGGGCCCGCGGGUUCACAGACCUGCGCGCGGGCGGCGCUCCAAGCCGGCAGCCCCUCGCACCAUCUUCCGCCGCCACCGAGGAUGAGGCGGCGGCUACCAACCUUCCAUCCGGCACCGCCACUGACACAAUCACCGGUGUCCGGGAGCCAACCGCGGCCCCGAACUCCGGGCGGGAGGGAGGGGUCCGGGCGGAGAAGGGACGCGGUCAGGCCCCUCGGCUCUGGGUCAGAGGCCGGAGGACAGAGGGCCGCGGCCGGUCAGAGCCGAGGGGCCGAGGCGACGAGAGGACCCUGAGGCAGCGCCGAAAGCUCGGCAGGGCCGCGGACGCGGCCGCGGCAGGGUUUGUUGUUUUCGACUCCGUCCCUUCCCCCGCGGAGCAUGCUGGGAAUCAGCGGGCGGGGAGGAGGGGCGGUCCCGGAGCAGCAAGGAGGCGACGCGCAGGUCCGGAAGUGGCCGGCCUGCCGGGAACCGGGACGACCCCUCUUCCAGUUGCUAUCCUCCGGCCGGCGCCUACGUCAUCCUCUCCCAAUCCGUGGAGACGGUGCUGGGACGGCCUGUUUCGGUGCUAUCCGCGGUCCAGGCACUUAGUACCACAAGGCUGUGGCGGAGGAGCUGGUCAAGCUGAGGGUGGAGAUACUCGCCUCCUGACCCGGGGGGCAUUCCGCACACGGGGUCAAGAUGUGUUAAGAGGAUGAGGUACCAGGAGGUGUAUUGUCCUGCCGGGCUGACUGUUGCCGCCACUACCCGCUCCCACCAAGACCGCCAGGACUGCCAGCGCUGACAGAUGUCUGGGAGUUCUAUGUGGCGGCACAAUUUUUCUCAGACCAGGGAAGAAAAUUAUUCCUCAUCUUCUCUCUUAGAGGCUGGAAGAAAUGAUCAGAAGUGAUUGGUUCAUACCUUACAAAUUCACACCUUCUCCGGAGUGUAAAUGUUUAGAGUUUAUAUGCAUCUCAAGUUAUUUCCCAGUGAUAAGUGAAAACAUGAACAUUUUUUAAUAUAUAUUCAGGAAGCUAGAGGAAGUACCAAUACAGGUUACUAAAACCACAUGUGUCCAUAAUAAUGUGUCAACAAGUGAUGUUUUCCUUCAAAACAAGGAUAUUGAAAAUAAGAGUAAACAAAAAACCCUCAUGUAGCAUUACUUCUCAGCCAAGAUUCUUGAUAGGAAGUCCUCAGUGCAGUCUCAUUUUCACUUACUGUGCUUUUCUCACUAAAAUUACACAUCAUUAGAGACCUCCAAGUUAUUGUGUUAAAUGGAAAAUUCUGAGACUUUUGAACGUUUGUAAAGAGUUUGCUAUUUUAAAUUAAUCUUUUUAUCUCUUUUUGUAGUGUCUCUUUCUUAAUUUUCCUUUAGUCCUCUUCCAAAUUCUCAAGUAAUUAUAACACAGUGUAAAUGAUGCAAAUAUAAGGUACUAUGGGAGAAUAGACAAGUGAGACCUAAUCUUAUCCUCAUCAUAUUGUUUUGUAAUAAACAUUUAGAUUCUUUGAUAGAUUUAUAGUGUGGGCAAAAGGAAACAGUUCUCUUUCGGAGGCACAUAUAAGGAUUAUACAGAGUUUACUGCUAAACACACUAAGCAUUUACUUUAAAUUCAUUUCAAUCAAAAUCUUUUUCCUUCAGGUCUCAACCUCACUGUCACUUUCUCAGUGAAUUCUUCCAUAACAUAUCCAUAGUUCUCCUAGAUUCUUGUAUCUUUAAGUAUCUAUCUAACCUGAAAUGUAAGUCCUUUUUAAACAGGAACUGUUUUCCCAGUAUCUGUGUAGGUAGUGUAUACACAAACAUUUGUUGACAAUGCCCUACACCUUUUUCAGACCCUCAAUUUAUAGCACAACUCACUAACUAGUCUCUAUUAUUUAUUUCGUCCAAAACCAAUCUGAUUAUGUCUCUUCCCUGCCUGACAACCUUCCUUGGUCUUAUUUUGCAUAUUAGAUAUAAUUUAAAUUUAUUAACUUACAUAUGAAUCUCUUUAUUAUGUACCAAUCCAUCUCUGCAAUUAUACAGGGGUUGGCAAAAGUACAUUUACAGUUGUGAGUACACAAACAAGUUUACUCUUGUAUUAUACAUUACUUAUUUCCCAUACAAACAAUUGUAAACCUACUUUUGCCAACCCCCUGUAUCUUUCAGCACUUUUCCCCUUUACAUUUGCCUUAUAUGGGUUUCCUCAUCCAUUAAUGUGUCCUUCCCCUCUUGUUCACCUUUCAAAGUCAUCCCUUAAAACUGAUCUUGCACACCAGCCAACUUUUGCUGCUAGAGAAUAUAGUGAUCACUCACCCUUUUACUACCUCUGCUCCAUGUUACACUACCAUAAAUUUUUGUCUCCCCUCUUAAGUCUGUGAAACCCAUUAGAUUAGGAACUAUAAAUGAUCCAUUUUUAAGUUCUUAGAAUUUUAUAGAGAACUUGUCACAGAGUUAACAAUAAACUGGUCAAUAUAAUUCUGCAAAUAUUGAGAGUCUACUAGGUAAGUUAUUGUGGGAAAUUACUGCCCUCAAAUAUCUCAAAAACUCAUACAGGGACCACUAAAAAUCAUAAUAACAAGUGUAUAUGAUAGUCUUCUUUUGGUAUCCUUGGGGUAAUUGGUUCCAGGACACCCUGCCCCUCUCUGCAGACACCAACAUCUGCAGUGCUAAACUCCCUUAUAUAAAAUGGCAUAUUUGCAUAUAAUCUAUGCACAUCCAUACAUACUUUAAAACUGUCUUGAGAUUACUUAAUACCUAAUACAAUGUAAAUACUAUGUAAAGAGUUUGUUAUACUACAUUAUUUAGGGAAUAAGUGAUGAAGAAAAAGUACAUGUUCAGUACAGACCCAACCAUUGUAGACCUAACUACAUAGUACACAUCAACAACAACCUAACAUUUUUAGAAUAUAAUAGUUGCAAACUGGUUGAAUUUAUAGAGGAGAAACUAAGAAUUGUAGGGCCAACUAUACAUCAGGAUAUUGGAAAGAUCAUGGUAUACAUGAUAGUUUUCUUAACUAUCUGACUUGGGAUUUUAUGCUGUGUGUAUAUAUAUAUAUAGAUAUAUAUAUAUAUAUAUAUAUAUAUAUAUCCAUCCAUCCAUCUCUGCAUACCUCUGAAACAACCUAGUCUCAUUAUCCUAAUAUUCUUUUAGAUUAUGUUUAAACAGCCAGCAACCACAACUGACAAUUUGCCUUUUCAAAGUAUGAGUCACAAUUUUUCAUUUUUAAAGUUAACCCCUUUUUAAGAGCAUUGGACUUUUUUUUUAAGAUCAUAGCUAAUUUGAUGUAAAAUAUGGUCAUACACAUUAAGGCUUCUGCCACUAUGAUUAUAAGUUAAUGUUUUCAGCAGUGUUUACAGAAUUUAAAGGUACUCUACUCAGUAUGUUGGUGCUCACACAUGUUACUAAUGAUAAUGAUAGUUAACUUAUGACUACCUUCAAAGCCAGUGAUGAGCUUGUGAGUAAUGCCAUUUCUGAUGCUGCAACACAUACAAGAAAAUAUUUCUAGCAUGCUUAAUUUCCCAACAGAUUUAAACUAAUGGAAUGACAAAACAUUUUUUAAGUUGUCUUUAAUUAUUUUGAUGAAAAACUUCUCAGUUAAAUGUACAAAAGUAGAGCUGGAAUGUCUUAAAGCAGAAACUGAUAGUCCUACAGAUGCAGCGAUGGAUUGGAUUCAAACAUGAAGUGCUAGUUGGACUUCAGGAGCUUCCUUGACUGUGACCCACAUUAUUAAAAAAUACAUUUUAACACUGACCUGGUAUGGGCCUCUGUAUCAAUAAAACAAUUUGACAAGAAGUA
This is a messenger RNA of Phyllostomus hastatus (greater spear-nosed bat), 3755 nucleotides long. RefSeq names its product translation initiation factor IF-2-like. The transcript is spliced from 4 exons. The record is from RefSeq and is a predicted model, not a curated record. Lineage: Eukaryota; Metazoa; Chordata; Mammalia; Chiroptera; Phyllostomidae. Bases 1 to 702 code for a protein of 233 amino acids.